Messenger RNA from Ectocarpus siliculosus, 2112 nucleotides. The record is from the annotation of a GenBank genome assembly. Lineage: Eukaryota; Phaeophyceae; Ectocarpales; Ectocarpaceae.
AUGAUGGAGGAGCACCACCGGGCGCUGGUCGAGGAGAGCUCUGGUUCUUUCCGAAGACGCGCCAACUCCCUGAUCGCGCCCCGGGGCGGAGCGGUGCACGGCGGCGAGCAGCAAGGGGUCGCGCCGAUGCACGGAAGCCGAAGGCCGUUCGGCAGCACCAAUGGCAGAAUGGAGGGGCCCUUCGGACUGGAAGAGCGCAUGAGGAGCGGGCGCGGGGGCGGCGGGGGCGGGCGCCAUGGCUCCGGGUUCUCGUACGCUCACGACGACGGUCGUGGUGGCGGCAGCGGUCCCCCCGGCUUUCCGAUGGACGGAAGAGGAAGCUUGAGAAUGGACAGCGACGGCACGAUGCACACCACCCUGUCGUUGCGGCUGAGCGGUGACGGCGGCCGCGGUGUGGCGGACGGCGGCGACGACGACGGCGGCGGCGGUAGCGGCAGCUUCUGGGGCAGCAGCAGCUCCGGGUUCGCCACCGCCCCCGCGGGCGGGAAUAUCUCGAUGGGCUUCCCGAGCAGCGGUGGUAGCAGCACCGGCUCUCUCCACGAAUCCAGCGGUGGCGGCGGCAGCCGCAGCAACGGAGCAAGCCCGGCCAUGCACGGCAUGAGCGCCCCCAAGUCGCUGCACAGCAGCAGGUCCGCCUCCCGUCUCAUCGGCGGAAGCGCGGCCGGCUACUACGACGACCACGGCGUUCGCACGGGCGGCGGCGGUGGCCUGCCUCACGGCGCUUCGUUGCUGCGGCCCGGGUCUGCGGGUCCCUCCUCGCGCAGCGCGAGCAGCUCGCUGAUGCCCCCCCCGCCCGACGACAUCGUGACCAGCAGCAGCUUCCACGAGCUCAGCAGCAGCGGCAUGGCUGGAAGCAUCCGGGCCAGCAUGAUGGCGCGCAAGUCGUCGUACGACGAGCGCAGGGUGGCCCCGAGCUGGCUGGACGGCCGCGACGGCGCCGCUGCUCCCGGUGGCGGCGGGGACGCUUCCCACGCCGGGGUCAGGGGAGCGAUCUCCCGCCCGACUGAUCUGCGCAUCAACCACCCUUACGGCGGAGGAGGCCGCGACGCUGCCGGUGACGGCGCAGGCAUCGACGGCGCCAGGGAUGCGUCGACGUGGGCAGCAGCAGCAGGAGCAGCAGCAGUAGCUGGGCGCGGAGGCAACAGCGGCGCGGCUGCUGCGCCGGCUGCUAGUGCUUUUGCUGCAGGCGGCGGCGGAGGCGGCGGCGGCUCCUCCGCAGCGGAAGACAUGACGGCGAUGAUGUGCGCCGAGUUCGCGCUGCUCACCCCCAAGAGGGCGCUCGAGCAGCAGCAGCGGCAGCAGUCAUCCGGCCUGACGAGGUCUUUGGACAUGUGGCCCUCUUCCUCGUCCUCCGCGGGCUGGGCGUCCCAGAGCGGGGGCGGUGCCGAGGCCCGCAGCAGCGGCGCCCGCGCGGUGGUAACCCGCGCCGGCAGCGCCAACAGCAGCAGCGGCGGGUCCGGGGGGGCCGCGGUGGGGAGCGAGGUGGGUUCCCCGGAGGGUCCAAGCGCUUCGAGAGUGGCCGGGGCAGCCGUCGCCGCCGCCGGCGGAGACGACGCGGACGAGAACAGCGCUGCCAGCGGCGGCAGCGGCGGCGGUGGGAGGCAGGGCAGCGUCCGCGCGGCGUUCGGGGCGACUCUGGAUUCGGCGGCCGGCGGGGGCGGCGGGGGUGGAGGUGAAGCCUGUAUCGGCGGAGGCACCUUCGAUUCCAGCUUUCCUCUCAGGGCGGUUGGCGACUCGAGACGCGUCAACGGCAGCAACGGCGCCGGCGGCGGCAACGGUAACGGUGGAGUCGAGGCCCAGCGCUACGACUCGCCCCUGAUGAAGACGAGCUCGUUCUUCGGCGACGACCUCAUGGGGGAGGCCCUCGAAGACACGGGAGCGUCGCUGUCCUCGUCCAUGCCCGAGAACCUCAAUACCCUCCACCACCAGCACCACCGAAACCAUCACCACCCUGGCGGCGGCGCGUUCAGCACGGGCGCGUCUCCCUCUCGCGGCGGCGGCGGCGGAGGCGGAGGCCGCGGUGGCGGCGGCGGGGUCGUCGGGAAGUCAUCGCCUGGGCCCCUUGACGGGUCUUCCCUAGCCGCCGCGCUCCAAAACCAGCUAUCGUUCUGA